Molecule: messenger RNA, 3909 nt
Organism: Enhydra lutris kenyoni (northern sea otter)
Lineage: Eukaryota; Metazoa; Chordata; Mammalia; Carnivora; Mustelidae
Product: toll like receptor 4
Exons: 3
Coding region: 899-3325 (808 amino acids)
Biological process (GO): inflammatory response; defense response to Gram-negative bacterium; toll-like receptor signaling pathway
Cellular component (GO): membrane
Molecular function (GO): lipopolysaccharide binding; protein binding; transmembrane signaling receptor activity
Source: RefSeq, a predicted model, not a curated record
GUGUAUUUGUUCAUUUGUCCUUCCCUUUGAUAUGGGAUCUAUAAGUGAACAACACCAUUGCUGAUUUUUAUUUACCUCUAUAUCCCAGUGUUUUGUGCUGGUCUCAGCCUAUCAGUAACCCAUGUUGUGGCUGGACCAGCCCCCUUUGGUUCUUUAUGAUUGUAAGAUACCCUUAAGAGAUGACCAUCAGGAAAUUUUGAAAAACUGGAAGUUUAUUACUCUGAGACCUGGAAAUUACACAGCACAAGUAGGGCCACCCAGCAAUACUGAGGGUAAAGAGAAAAAGCUCUCAAGCAUGUGAAGUUCUAUUGUUAUUGGGGUUAAGGAGGGGGGACUAGGGUUUCUCUGGCUCCCUCUUUAUUGGUGAGUUUAAAACAUAAGAGCAAGGAUUGAGGAAGGGGUGGUGGAAAGAGGGGGCAGGAAGAAGGCCAAGCGAGGAGAAGUGGCCCGGCUCUUUAUCUAGUCAUGUGGCUGGCAUUGUGUUUCUUGGAGAUAGCCCUCUUUGAAGUGGAUGCUUCCCUUGUCAAAGCUUAAAUCAGACAGUUGCAUUACAAGAAGAGCCAACUGCCAAGGCUUACACUAUACCCAGCGCCUAGCACAUCGUAGGUGCUCAACUUUCACAUGUUGUAUGAUUAAAAGCAUUGCCACAGGGCUCUGGCUUCCCCACGUACUUAGGUUUUACCACUCCUACUUCGUACCAGCUACUCUGAGUUAGUUUCCAUCUCUUCUUGCUUACACUGUUCUCUCCCUCUUCCUCUUUCCAUGUAUCCGAAUCUUACUCAUCCUUUAAGACUCACCUUGAAAUCCUCUCUUUCUCAGAAGCCAUCUAUAAUCCCUGGAUCUGGAAUUGAUCUCUACCAUAUAUGAGCAGGAGGAAGUUAUUGUCCAGGCCUGGUUUAUGGUCCUUUUCAGUAAUGUGGUUCCUAACAUUACUUACAAAUGCAUGGAGCUGAAUCUCAACAAAAUUCCCAACAACAUUCCUACAUCAACCAAGAAACUGGACCUGAGCUUUAAUCCCCUGAGGCAUUUAGGCAACCAUAGCUUCUCCAACUUCCCGGAACUACAGGUGUUGGAUUUAUCCAGGUGUGAAAUUGAGACCAUCGAAAACGAUACGUAUCAGGGCCUAAACCACCUCUCCGUCUUGAUAUUGACAGGAAACCCUAUCCAGAAGUUUCCCACAGAAGCCUUUUCUGGACUCUCAAGUUUACAGACUCUGGUGGCCGUGGAGACAAACCUACAGUCUCUAGAGGAUCUCCCCAUUGGAUAUCUCAAAAACUUGAAGGAGCUUAAUGUGGCUCACAAUCGUAUCUGCUCCUUUAAGUUACCUGAAUAUUUUUCUAACAUGACCAACCUGGAGUACUUGGAUCUUUCCAAUAACAAGAUCAAAAAUAUUUAUCAUAGUGACUUGCAGGUUCUACAUCAAAUGCCUCUACUCAACCUUUCUUUAGACUUGUCCCUGAACCCUUUAUCCUUUAUCCAACCAGGUGCCUUUAAAGAAAUUAAACUCCAUGAACUGACUUUGAGAAGUAAUUUUGAUAGUAUAGAUGCAAUGAAAACUUGUAUUCAAGGUCUGGCUGGUUUAAAGAUCCAUCACUUGGUUCUGGGAGAAUUUAAAAAUGAAAGGAACUUGGAAAGCUUUGACAAAUAUCUCCUGGAGGGACUGUGCAAUUUGACCAUUGAAAAAUUCCGGAUAGCAUUCUUUGAUGAGUUCUCAGAGGAUAUCACUGACUUAUUUGAUUGUUUGGCAAAUGUUUCUACAAUUUCUCUGGUGCAUCUGUUUUUAAAGAGACCACGAUACCUUCCUAAAAAUCUCAGAUGGCAACGGCUGGAAAUGGUUAACUGUGAAUUUGAAGAAUUUCCCAAAUGGGAGCUGGACUCUCUCAAGGAGUUUGUUCUCACUGCCAACAAAGGCGUGAGCACUUUUACUAAUAUGAAGCUGGAAAGCCUUGAGUUUCUAGAUCUCAGUAGAAAUGACCUGAGUUUCAAGGGUUGCUGUUCUUACACUCACUUGGGGACAACCAGACUGAAGCAUUUAGAUCUGAGCUUCAAUGAUAUUAUUACCAUGAGUUCUAACUUCUUGGGCUUAGAACAGCUAGAAUAUCUAGAUUUCCAGCAUUCCACCUUGAAACAGGGCAGUGACUUUUCAGUAUUCCUAUCCCUCAGAAACCUCCGUUACCUUGAUAUUUCUUAUACUCACACCCAAGUUGUCUUCAAAGGUAUUUUUGAUGGCUUGGUCAGCCUCCAAGUCUUGAAAAUGGCUGGCAAUUCUUUUCAGGACAACUUUCUUCCAAAUAUUUUCAAAGACCUGACAAACUUGACCAUUCUAGACCUCUCUAAGUGUCAGCUGGAAGGGGUGUCCCAGACAGCAUUUGGCUCACUUCCUAAACUUCAGUUGAUAAAUAUGAGUCACAACAACCUCUUGUCAUUGGAUACACUCCCUUAUGAGCCUCUCCUUUCUCUCCAAAUUCUGGAUUGCAGUUUUAAUCGAAUAGUGGCCUCCAAGGAGCAAGUACGACAACACUUUCCAAGUAAUCUAGUUUCCUUAAAUCUUACCCGGAAUGACUUUGCUUGUGUUUGUGAACACCAGAAUUUCCUGCAGUGGGUCAAGGACCACAGGCAUCUCUUGGUGGAAGUGGAAGAAAUGGUGUGUACCAAACCUUUAGACAUGCAGGACAUGCCCCUGCUGAGUUUUAGGAAUGCCACCUGUCAGAGGAGCAAGACUAUCAUUACUGUGUCAGUGUUCACUGUACUCAUGGUUUCUUUGGUAGCAGUUUUGGUGUAUAAGUUCUAUUUCCACCUGAUGCUUCUUGCUGGUUGCAAAAAGUACAGCAGAGGCGAAAGCACCUACGAUGCCUUCGUUAUCUACUCAAGCCAGGAUGAAGACUGGGUGAGGAAUGAACUGGUAAAGAACUUGGAGGAGGGGGUGCCUCCCUUUCAGCUCUGCCUUCACUACAGAGACUUUAUCCCUGGUGUGGCCAUCGCCGCCAAUAUCAUCCAGGAAGGGUUCCACAAAAGCCGGAAGGUUAUCGUUGUGGUGUCCCGACACUUCAUCCAGAGCCGGUGGUGCAUCUUUGAGUACGAGAUUGCCCAGACCUGGCAGUUUCUUAGCAGUCAUGCCGGCAUCAUCUUCAUCGUCCUGCAGAAGGUGGAGAAGUCCCUGCUGCGGCAGCAGGUGGAACUGUAUCGCCUCCUCAGCAGGAAUACUUACCUGGAGUGGGAAGACAGUGUGCUGGGCCGGCACAUCUUCUGGAGACGACUCCGAAAAGCCUUGCUGGAUGGUAAACCAUGGAGUCCAGAAGAAAUGGCGGACGCAGAAAACAACUAGUAUGAAAUGGUAACCUCUGCCUGGGGAGGAAAAGCUCCCAUGGGGCUCUGUGCCCAGCUGGACCCAGGACUUGUUCAGUUAACGAGUACUAAAUGCUGCGACGUCCCUGGCAUUAUGCUAGGGGCUGAUGGUUCAGUGGUGCAGGAGGUUUACAGGACUGCUGACCUCAUGGAGUUUAGUGCACAGGGAAUAAUAGUGUGCUAAAUCACAUACCUCCAGGUGCAUGCUUCCACCAAAUCAGCUCAGGAGUCCAUGGCAUGGAAAGUCAACUCAAUUCUUACCCCCAUCAAACUCAAUUAGAACUAAGAGAUGGGGCCCCAGAGAGAUCAGAAAAAGAUGUAAUUCUUCACCCGAGUUUUUGGAAUGGAAACUACCUCAUGUUUUACAUGCUAGCUGUCUUAAAGAUGUUUGGGCAGUUUUAACUGAACAAAGUCUUUGCUCACCUUUCCCUCUUCUACUGAAUGCAACUUAAAUUCCACUCAAUUCAGCAGCCUCCUGAUUCAGACCCCUUCACCUCCACUUGAAGCCAGUUUCUUUACAAAGGUUAAAGUCUAGUUACUGAUUCCCAAGGAAAUCUGAUUAAC